This is a messenger RNA of Nothobranchius furzeri (turquoise killifish), 3097 nucleotides long. RefSeq names its product Ig-like domain-containing protein (gene igldcp). Gene Ontology annotation, biological process: cellular response to lipopolysaccharide; immune response; cell surface receptor signaling pathway. Gene Ontology annotation, cellular component: external side of plasma membrane. Lineage: Eukaryota; Metazoa; Chordata; Actinopteri; Cyprinodontiformes; Nothobranchiidae. The record is from RefSeq and is a predicted model, not a curated record.
ACAAAAUAAAAUAAUUAAAAAAAUAUGCGUGCUUUUAUUUUGAAGUUUGGGGAAACUGAAACAGAGCGAGGAGAUUUAAAAGGUAAAGCAGUGGACGUAAACACACUCAGAGCAGCAACGGUCAGGAGGACAGAGAAACGAGACUUGACUGAGUUUCCAGUAACCGACACAAUGACAACGCGACUAUGGUUUUUCAUUUAUCUACAGUGUUUCCUUACUGGCAGUUUAGUUGACUCUUCUACUCUGCCUGCUGGUGCUCGUCCUCAAUACAUCUUUGCGAUGGUGGGUAAUGAGGCAAAGCUUCCCUGCAGCUGGAAGUCACAUCAGGAUGCAGCAACUCCUUCCCCCUGCCACAUCCAGUGGGUGUCACCACCGCACACCGUGUUUGAACAGGAUGGUGAAGACAAGUGGCAGGCAGAGGAGUUCGAAGGCCGACUGGAGGUGCCUCAGGAGAAGCUCGGGUUGGGGGAUUGUUCUCUGAUCAUUAAAGACGUUCAGAUUGUGGACACUGGAAAAUACGAGAGCUUCAUGAUCGUAGAGGGAGCAAGGUCCAAAAUGACUCGGGUCUUCAUCCAGAGCGUUAAGCUCCGUGUGAAUGAUCACAAAACUGAACAUUCCCAUCGUCCUGGAGAAGACUUUGUUCUGACGCUCUACACCCCCCGCUCAUCAACAGUGGUCUUCCAGGGCAGGAACAGCUCUGAGUGGUUGGACCUGUGGACGAGGGGUGGGAAAAGCAUUGAGCGUAUGGAGAAAGAUCCACACCACGAGCAGUUAACGUUAAAAAACGUGAAAAUCUCAGAUGAAGGAACGUACAAAGUUCUGGAUGACAACGGCCUCUCUGUCAGCACCAUGCAGCUCUCAAUAGAAGAAAACCCCCCGAUGUUCAGAGCUCGUCUAAACCUGCAAAAUGCACCAUCAGAUGCUGCAGAUAGAAGCAGCUGCUCAGCUCUGCUCAUCUUUUCUAUUCUUGCAACAAGUUUCCAAAUAUUUCAUCAUCACUGAGGCUGCUCUACAGCGUAACAGUGGUACACUCACUUUAUCAAUGCAUGCAUUUAGGAGAGUUUGUGUGUGGUUCUAGUAAGUGUGCAUGUAGAAGCAGAGACAUUUGUGAAUUUGUUCUGUUGUCAUAAAAAAUAUUUUACUAUUACAUCUACAAUUCACAGUUCAACAGCUAUGUUCCAUUCUGAUUUGGAGUCAGGAGACUUUUAAGUUGCCGCUGAAGCAGCAGCAGAAAUUUCAUAUGAAAAUUUGUUGUGAUUAAGGCCUAGUCCACACGUAGCCGGGGUUUUUUGAAAACGAAUAUCCGCCCCUCCAAAAACUUGCAUCCACACCACCGCGUUUUAAAAACAAACUCUGUCCACACGUACCCGGAUAAAUACGUUGUUAAGGACAUGCCAGACCUGUAGGCGGCAGUACUUCCCCCGUUCUUAACCUCGUCCUUCGUCUGUGGUCUUCCACAAGGAGCAGUAAUUCCGCUUGCAAAAAUAAACAAGCAAAAAGCGCUUGGACAAUUGAUGGAUCGGGUAGUGACAGAGCGCAGCUCUGAAGGCUUCCGUGAUGCUGGCUAGUGUAAACACAGGUCGGACACGUGAUGUCGGCAUUUUUUUGUCGUGGAAAGUGACGUUGCGGACCUUAAAACUCCGGUUUUGUCUGUCCACACGCAGACACCCAAAACGGAGAAAACGCAGAUCUUCACUUUGGCCGGAGUUUUUAAAAAGAUCCGUUUUUGUGUGAAAAAACUCAGUUUUCGUGUGGAUGACAGGCCAUAACGUAGAAAAAUAUCUACGUUUUGGCAGAUCCCCGGCUACGUGUGGACAGGGCCUCAAUGGCUCCUGAGCGCGGCCGCGUCUGCUCACCGCUCCCCCAGGGGAUGGGUCAAAUGCGGAGAACAAAUGUUGCACACACGUCCGUGUUAAUCAGAAAAUGAUGAAAACUUUUUUCUUCAGGACAAACUUAUCAAAGUCUUAAUUAUUUUACUCAUUUCAUUUUCUCCUUAAAAUUUCCAGAUUUAUUUUUAAGCACCGUACUACAGAAGAGGAUUAGGGCCACUGAAGAAAAAAAAAUAGAAAGAGAAUUCUGACAUUAAUCUCAGAAUUCUGACUUUUUCAUCAGAAUUCUCACUUUUUUUAAGAAUUCUGACUUUAAUAAUCCUGAGCAAAAAAGUCAGAAUUCUAAGAUUAAAGUAAGAAUUCUAAGAAAAGUGUCAAAAUUCUGAGAUUACAGUCAGAAUUUGAUUACAUGACGAGACAGACAAGUGACAUAAGGUGCACACUACCGCGCUGCAGAACUAAUCAAAGGCAAAGAGCGGUUUAUUACAGAGCCAUGGUUGCAUGGAAUGCCAUACAUAGAUUUUUGUUAUUAGAGAAUAACAGACAUGGGCGGCACCAGGCGGUAGCUAGGGGUUGCUAAACAACCCCAAGAUUGGGCUAAGCAACUGCUCAGCAACCCCAAAUCUUGAACGCACCCCCACCACCACCACCCCACACCUCGCGUGCGCACCGUGCCAACAUGCGCUGGCCUGGAGAGUAGCAUGACCAAGCUCUGUCUCGCAUUUAAGACAGUCUCCCGUUUCGUGUUGAAAUCUUCCAUAAACUGCGAGGAGAAAGCCGGAGCUGGCAUCAAACCAGGAGGCCGUACACGUCAACUUUUCACUCUGUCAGGAGGGGUGGAGUGAGGGGGUUGGUUCUUGUAUUCAUGAUAAUGUCCGGUUUUUCAUCCAGAAGCAGGGAUCAAAUUCUGAUAGAACACCGGGAAAAAUGGGUCCCAAUGUGGUUUGUGUGCAUUGUCAUGUAACAGUGAUAAUGAAAGGCAGGAUAAAAAUGUUCACCUUUUUCUGUACUUCAUUUUGUUGCCCUGGAAUUUCAUGUUGUAGCAUUCCAUGUUGAAUGAAUACGUAUAUAAGUCUCUAGAAACCCAUUUUUCUCAACAACAAAAAACAGCUAAAAUAUAUUCAGCCUUGAUUGUACACAGCAAGAUUUAUUAUUUACAGUGAUAUAAUUAAUAAUGCUCGAUAACGAUCAGUAUUGGAUUUCAUAUUUUGUUGUGUUCAAUGUUAUAUUAAGUUUAUUUAUUAAAAUUAUUAAUAGCUUUUGUUUCA